CCUCCCAUGCCUGGGAAGGGAAGAGGCAUGCCACCGGCUCCGCCGCCAAUGGGAGGGAUGAAGGCACCAGCGCCGGGUGCAGGCAGAGUUCGUCACAUUCACACGGAGAUUGGCACUACGUGGAACCCAUGCUAACGCGUCACAGGGAGCACUCUUGGGCGACAUUACAAAGGGCGCACGACUGAAGAAAGUGACACAAAUCAACGAUCGAUCCUCUCCUAUAGUCGGCAAAGUCAGCGACGGACCUGCAGCAGCACCCAUGGGCGCGCCCAAGAUUCCUGGAGCUCCGGCCGUCCCUGGAGGGGCAAACCGAGCAAGAGCCAACAGCGACAAUGGAGAUGGAGGGAGUGUACCGGCUUCGGCACCACAAUUAGCAGGAAUAUUCGCUGGGGGUAUGCCGAAGCUCAGAAAAGCAGGCGGUGUCAAGACAGGCGCAGAGGACCAGGCGCCUUAUCUCUCCGAUCCCGAAUCGAAUCGAGCUUCAGUCCCUCGAGCAGCAGCACCCAAACCACCUGGACCUCCUCCUUCGGCACCUCCUGGGCCUCCGAUUCCAGGUAUGCGACCAGGGAUGAAUGCGCUCCGAGGUCAGGACUCAAGGCCCAACUCGGUAGCCUCAAGUAUAAGCGGGAAGCCCAAGCCGCCUCCACCGAUUGGGAAGAAACCUCCUAUGCCACCGCCCUCCUCUCGAAAGCCAUCAGGUCUCGCCGCGCCACCUGUUCGGGCACCACCUCUUCCAGGCUCCGCACCACCUGCUCCUCCACCACUACCCCCGAGCUCGACAUCUCCCCGACCAACUGGAGCACCACCUGCUCCUCCGCCACUACCGCCUUCACCCGCACCACGAGCGACCCCUCCACCGCCGCCGCCGCCACCCUCCGUUCCUCCUCCAACGAGCGCGCAAGACGAUGAUGACGACGAAUAUGACCCGUAUAAAUACAAUUCAGCACCUCCCAUGCCUCCACCACCGCCCCCACCCUCAAACGGGCACGCACCAUCGCUUGCAGAAACAGCCGCGCGCAACGCCUUCAGCCGCACAUCGCCUGCUGCUCCCCCUCCAGCGCCACCGAGCGCACCCGCGCCUUCUCCACCACCCAGCCAACCCCCGCUUAGCCGACCCGCCUCCCAGACACCACUGCGAUCAAUGAUGGAUUCAAGUUCGUACACCUUGUCAAACGGCGGGUCAAGCAUCAAGAGCCCGACCAGCUCCCAUGGCGGAGCAAGGGAAAAGGGCAGAAUCAGGCCCAUCCACGAUUUGAGAUGGAGAUUCCAGGACGAAGGCCAAUUUCCACGACCAAGAGAAUUCACCGGCGGACCAAAGAGAUAUCGCGCUGGACGGGGCAGCAGUGUGCCAUUGGAUUUGAGUGCGUUUGAAUGAGCAGGGUCGUGAUACAAUGUCUUCUGGGGGUGAUUUGUUGCAUUGCUGCUGGUCAGAGCGGUUUUAGGGAUAGAUAUUGAAGUUUAGCCUUGGCGUUAACGGGGUUCGGUACCUUUUGCGGUGUGUUGGGGAUGGCUAGGGAAGAUUGCUGGGUAGAUGGUGUAUGCGUAGCUCGCAAGACGAUACGCUAUGGGCAUAUCGCAUGCAAUGGCAGGUACCUCGGUACGUUCAAAAUAUCAAC
This is a messenger RNA of Alternaria rosae, 1616 nucleotides long. RefSeq lists its product as uncharacterized. The record is from RefSeq and is a predicted model, not a curated record. Lineage: Eukaryota; Fungi; Ascomycota; Dothideomycetes; Pleosporales; Pleosporaceae. The coding region runs from base 260 to 1375 and encodes 371 amino acids. The transcript has a single exon.